AUGGCAAUGUGGACUGAAACCAAGGGAAAACUGUUUGAAUGUCCUGAUUGUGAGAAAUGUUUCUGUGAUAAUUCCAGCCUCUUGAGACACCAGAGAACUCAUACAGGAGAGAAACCCUUUGAAUGUCCUGACCAAUGCAGCCUGGUGAUACACCAAAGAACUCACACAGGAGAGAAAAACCUUUUGGAUGUCCAUGAUUGUGGAAAAGUUUUAGUGACAAUUCCAGCCUGUUUCAGUUACAAUUCUAGUCUGGUGAUACACCAGAGGACUCACACAGGAGAGAAACCGUUUGAAUGCCCUGAUUGUGGGAAAAGUUUCAGUCAGCAUUCCAAUCUCAUGGCUCACCAGAGAACUCACACAGGAGAGAAACCCUUCAAAUGCCCCGAUUGUGAGAAAAGUUUCAGCAAGACCUGCAACCUGGUUCAACACCAGAGGACUCACACAGGAGAGAAACCCUUCAAAUGCCCUGAUUGUGAGAAAAGUUUCAGUGCCAAUUGCAACCUGGUGAUACACCAGAUGACUCACACAGGAGAGAAACCCUUUGAAUGUCCUGAUUGUGAGAAAAGGUUCACUGCUAGGUCUAUCCUGGUGUUACACCAGAGAACUCACACAGGAGAGAAACCGUUUGAAUGUCCUGUUUGUGGAAAAAGUUUUAGUCAGAAUUUCAGCAAGACCUGCAACCUGGUUCAACACCAGAGGACUCACACAGGAGAGAAACCCUUCAAAUGCCCUGAUUGCGCCUCCUUGUUAGACUUUGACAGCUGUGGGUUCAUUGCACCACUAAGGGACUGA
Thamnophis elegans (Western terrestrial garter snake) is the source of this 792-nucleotide messenger RNA. Its product is annotated as gastrula zinc finger protein XlCGF71.1-like. Gene Ontology annotation, molecular function: RNA polymerase II cis-regulatory region sequence-specific DNA binding; DNA-binding transcription factor activity, RNA polymerase II-specific. The transcript has 5 exons. The record is from RefSeq and is a predicted model, not a curated record. NCBI's taxonomy places the organism in Eukaryota, Metazoa, Chordata, Lepidosauria, Squamata, Natricidae. Gene Ontology annotation, biological process: regulation of transcription by RNA polymerase II. Bases 1 to 792 code for a protein of 263 amino acids.